Messenger RNA from Striga hermonthica, 906 nucleotides. Lineage: Eukaryota; Viridiplantae; Streptophyta; Magnoliopsida; Lamiales; Orobanchaceae. The record is from the annotation of a GenBank genome assembly.
AUGGCUGCCGCCGUGUCCACCAUCGGAGCUGUCAACCGUGUGCCGGCCUUGCCGCUUAACUUGAAUGGAUCGGGCCCGAACUCAUCCUUCCUUGGAUCCGCCUUGAAGAAGCCGAUCCUAAGAACAGCAGCUUCCUCCUCGACUUCCGGAAACUUCUUCCGGGUUGUGGCCGAGAUUGACGAGAAGAAACAGACAGACUCCGACAGGUGGAAGGGACUCGUGACUGACAUAUCAGACGACCAACAGGACAUCACCCGAGGCAAAGGAAUGACCGACACACUCUUCCAAGCUCCCACGGGUGCCGGCUUGAGCACUCACGACGCUGUCCUAAGCUCCUACGAGUACAUUAGCCAGGGACUUCGCCAAUAUAAUUUCGACAACACGAUGGGAGGAUUCUACAUUGCCCCUGCCUUCAUGGACAAGCUCAUCGUCCACAUUUCUAAAAACUUUAUGACAUUGCCGAACAUCAAGGUCCCGCUUAUCUUAGGUAUAUGGGGAGGCAAAGGACAGGGCAAAUCGUUCCAGUGUGAGCUCGUUUUCGCCAAGAUGGGAAUCAACCCGAUCAUGAUGAGCGCCGGAGAACUAGAAAGCGGCAAUGCAGGAGAGCCCGCGAAGCUGAUCAGGCAGAGAGUGUAUGAUGACGAGGUUAGGAAGUGGAUCGGAGGAGUGGGAGUGGAGAAAAUCGGGAGCAAGCUCGUGAACUCGAGAGAGGGCCCACCGACAUUCGAGCAGCCCAAGAUGACGCUUGAGAAGCUACUCGAAUACGGGUUUAUGCUCGUUCAAGAGCAGGAGAAUGUGAAGAGGGUCCAACUGGCCGACAAGUACUUGAAAGAAGCUGCGCUCGGCGAAGCUAACAAGGACGCUAUCGAGAGAGGAACUUUCUUCGGUGGGGCUUCUUCUUCCUAG